GGUAUAGAUAUUGCAUUAAUAUAUAUAUACAAUUAGAGUUUUUAUUAAGAUUAAAUUCAAUAAAAUUUUAAAAGAUUUUAUAUGAAAACAUGUUUUGUAACAGUUAAAAUAAAAUGAAAAUUGAUCAGAUAAAUUUUCCAAACUAGCAAAUAUUGUUUUAACGUCUUUCAAAUGUUCAAAAAGUUUUCUUAGUGAUGAAAUAAAAUGAUUUCAGCUAAUUAAAUGGUUGGUUUAUUUUAACUAGUUUGGAGAAUUUAAAAAAAGUAAUUUUUAGUUUAUUUAUAAAUUUGAAACAAACUCGCUUUGUUUUUACAGAAGUAUCAGUAUUAUUCACACACAACAACAUUGUUUUGGUCUUAAUUAAAUAAUUUCCAAACAGAAUCAAACAAUAAAAGAUCAAUGUACUGAAGAAUUAGUUCAUUUACAGGAAAUUAAAUACCUAAUCUGAACUAAUACUAGAAAUUAUCUUUAUUCAGGAAUAUGCCCAAACAUCAUUUAUGCUAAAUUAAUUUGCAGGAAAUGAUAAAUAUGUAAGCAAUGUUAAUAAAAUGAUUAUUUUAAUGAAAGCAUUUCGGAACUUCAAUAAAAUAUGCAUGCUGUUAAAUAUAACAACAAAUUUAAGUUUGGAGUUUACCCUAAUAAGUGUUUACCUUAAGCACUUUUAGUACCAAACCCAAAAUGGGCUUUGAGCCCAAAAGUGCUCGAGAUAAACAGUUUGUAAGGCUCUUGUGUGUAUGUCUUUAUUUGCAUAAGAGAUUUGCACAGAUAAAUGGUGUACAGGUACAAGUCUCGUAUGUGCCCUUUGGGCUUUGAUGCCUGAAACUACUUAUAUUUAAAAAAAAAAACUUGCAAGUUGAUUUUCGUUACACAUCUUGUCUUCAUCUUUUGUUAUUAAACUAAACUGUGUCAGCUGUAUUUACAACUGGCACAGUUUAGUUUAAAGGCUCUUCUUCCAAAAAAUGAUAAACUAUAAUACACAUUUAAGGAUUAAGACUAAUUUUUGUGAAAUUUAUUAUUGACGACAAAUUUUUUAUUAAUUAACACUAAUUAACGAUCUAUCCUUUGCUUAUUUAGUAAGGCUUGUUGAUUAAUAAAGUAAAAUACGAUGAUAGAGGAAGGUAAUUUAGGUUUUUAAAACGACUAAAAAGUUUCCAUUUUGUAGUUGUAUUUAUAUAUAGAACUGUUAUGACGUUUCUAUGACAACUCGAAUACUCCGAACUAUUUACAGUCCUUGAAAUUGUAACCUUGGUUACUUAAGUAGUAAAACGUAAAAUCCUGUGUAAAUUCGAUAAAUGGAGUAUCCCGAUUGUUACUUAUGCCUACUCCAGGAAACAUUUAGGUUUUUGCAAUACGUUGGAUUAUCUGGGAUAAUCCCUAAUAGAAGUUGCAGGCACGCCAAAUCGAAAAGUUUCCACGAGAGGAGAAUUUGGCAGUUUUUUAUUACCGUCUUCCACAUAAUAAUAACUGUUCACAUGUUAACAUUGAUUAUCUUGUAUUAUGGAUUUAAAAUUAACGUACCCCAUAUGCAAUUCAUUAAAAAAGCGCACGGUCAACCCGGUGAAAUCUUUUCUUUAACAUUAUCCGCGUGUUGCUGCUACAAUGCUUCUCUCCUCACCAUGUUCAACUUCUGGAAGGAUCGAAAAAAGGCCACCGAAACCAUCUCGGAAAUGUGGAAUGAAAAUUCGACACGAUCGAAUAAAGAAUUCAAGAAAAUCUUCCUCGUCCAGAAGAUUAUCUAUCGAGUAAUUACUCCAUCUUUGCAGAUUUUUUGCAUAUUUUGCAUGAUAUUUCUCAUUUAUCGAUGCUAUCACAUAGCUAUCGGCUAUCUUGGUUUGUACGUCACAGGAUUCUACAUAAUAAUAAUUUUUUUGGCUUGCACACAAGGGUUAAAUCUCUUUAUCGGUCAAGUUACUUAUUUCUUCGUUACCACUGAAAUUAUCAGGAAGAAAUUCUCAAGAAUCGUACACGAGCUGCGGGAUCUUCUGAAUAGAAAAUAUGAUUACGAAGAUUUCAAGAGUAUUCAAGCCGAGCACAAUGUAAUAUGCAAAAUGGUCAUAGUUUUAGAUGGUUUCUUCAACAAAUAUAUCUUUCUGGCUUAUUGUCUCUUUCUUCCCGCCAUUUGCUUCAAUACUCAUUUUCUUAUCUUCUCCAAUAGUCUUGGAGAAUUAGCAUUGUCCAUGGGCUAUUCAAAUUGCUUGUUGGUUACAACUGUACUCAUCAUCACUCUUACUUGCGAAGCUCUUACUAACGAGAGUAUACGACCUCGAGAUGUUUUACACGAGUUGGCUUUGUUCGAACUGCAUUCAAAGAUUCGACUUCAGUUAAAUUUAUUUAUGGAAAGAAUCAAUGGAUUUAAAGUUGGAUUUACAUGCUUGGAAUAUUUCGUCGUCACUGGAAACACAUUGAGCAACAUUAUUAGCUUUUUGGCAACGUAUCUGUUAAUGUAUGUACAGUUUAUGAAAGAUUAAGGGAUGAUUACAUACAGAACUUGCACAGAAAUAAAACGGAUUUUUUACAAAAUAGACUUUUCAAAUCGCUCG
Messenger RNA from Centruroides sculpturatus (bark scorpion), 2540 nucleotides. RefSeq lists its product as uncharacterized. NCBI's taxonomy places the organism in Eukaryota, Metazoa, Arthropoda, Arachnida, Scorpiones, Buthidae. The transcript is spliced from 4 exons. Gene Ontology annotation, biological process: sensory perception of taste. The coding region runs from base 1293 to 2468 and encodes 391 amino acids. Gene Ontology annotation, cellular component: membrane. The record is from RefSeq and is a predicted model, not a curated record.